GUAUAGUGUAUUGGCCUGGUUACCAAAAGGAAUGCAUAAAUUUUGUGUAAAGGGUAAAUUUAGUUAAAAACUGUUGAUUUUCAGGGAUUAUCAGCCAGUACGAACCAGCUUUUCUUGAGGAAAAUACCUAAAAAGUAUAAAUACAAAUCAAGAUUUAAACUUAUUUAAAUCAAGGUUUCCUGCUUCUGAAUUAAAUCAAUCCACACUAUUGGUGAUGGGCUCUUCUUUCCCUUUUAAAUGUUUUUGUUCAUAUUGUAGGUUGGGUGUAGGGCUUGGAUGUCUUUGACUCACAGUCCUUUUAGAAAUGUUUAUUAUAAAACAGCAUCCACCACUUGUAAAACCAAUUAGCAACAUAUCAGGUUUUAAAGAAAAAUAACCCUGGUCCAAACUCACUGUUGGCAUAAGUGAGCAUAACACCACUGAUUUACAAAGCCUUCAAAAUUAUAGUAGUAACAAAACCAUUCACUGCAAACUCCACAACCUACUUGGCCUCGUAUCUUUAACUAUCCCACUUGGUCAUCAUCUAUAUGAGAAAAAAUCAGUAUGCAGUAAUGAUACUAUUAUUUAAGUUUAAACUCUAUUCAAGGAUGUUAAAAAUUGGGAUGUGUUUUAGGGGUUAGGGCUGGACUGAGGACAACUCGGGUCUGUUCUUGGCUCUGCCUCUGAUUCAUUGACUGAUAUGGUACAAAUUACUUAGCCAUUUUCUUCUGCAAUUUACCUAUCUGUAAAAGGAAUAAAAUACAUGCCUACCUAACAGUGGAAUCCAAUCUCAAAAAAAUCUGCUGAUUUUUACACCAUGUUUAAUUUAUGUGUGGAACUCACUGCCAACAAAAUAUCACUAAGGACCAGUACUUAGGAUUCAAAGCAUGAUUGCACUUUUACAUGGAUAAGAACAUUCAUAGUUAUUUAAGGUAGGAUAAAAGUUUUAGGACAUCCACCAUCAUCCUUUAGAGCAUAAGCCAACCGCUAAGGUUAAGAAGAAUCUUCUCCCCCUUGGCAGGUUAUUACAUAAUUUUCCAUUGCGGUAUUCCUUGUGCUCUCUUUUGACCAUCUGGUACUGGCCAUUUAUGUGCACCAGACAUGAUACCAGAAUAAUGGAACAAUAGUCUGGAAUGGUAUGGCAAUUCCUAUAUUCCUUAUUUAAUUGUUUGCACAGUACAUAGAUAUCCUGGGGUGCUGUAGUCACACUUAUUGAAGCAUGACUUCCCUUUUAUUACAAAAAGUACAGUGAUUUGUUUAAAGAAUGUUUCCAGUGUUACUUUUACUUUCAAAUGGUGCCUAAAAAUCAUUAUAUACAACUUUUAACAAAAUCAACACAGGAACUUUUACUGUGUAUAUUGAUGCUUCUUAUGAGCUGUCAUUUUAGUCAACUGGAAAGUCCCCCUCCCACAGAAAGAUAGGAAAGUGAUUUUUUGUGUAUUCUGCUGAGUUUCCCUGUUGACAAUCCCAAGACUCCACAUGUAUGGCUGCUCAGUUACCCUCCCAAUUUUAGAUGUUGAAUUAAUAGGAGGUCUUGUAACUCCAAAGCUAAUGAGUCCCAUAGAGUUUUGAUUCCUGACAAUAAGUGCCACUUGCGGAAAGUUUUCUGCAGUGUUGUGGAUGGUUUUGUGGCUAAGGCAUCAGAGUAGGAUUCAGGAGAUAUGAUCUUGAGCAAAUCAUCUUUCUUUACUUGUUCCUCAUUUGCAAAAUGGAGAUUAUAGUAAUUUGCUACCUCACCAGAGUAUUGUGAAUAUAAAUUUAUUAAUAUCUGUGAGGUGCUGACAGGGAAACACUGUCAUAAAUAUAAAAUGUCACUGUUUUUGAGCAUAGUGGAUACAAAGCAAACAGCAUUAAGACUGGAAAAAAUAUCAUGACUGUUACAUAUUGACAGUCUGUGUGGCUUUGCAGAGUGUAAACUGACAACCUAGAAGGUAAUGAGACUGCAGCAGCACUUUCAAACCGUCCUCUGCUGAAAGUAAAAAUCAAAGAGUUUGUUGCUGAUCUACAGUGGGUUUGCCUAUUAUCUGUGAGUCUAUUUUAGUUCUCAACCCCAUCGAAUCCUAAUCAGUUGAUAAGAGAGGAAAAAAAAGGUUAGCGCUGAGUCGAGCUUUGGCUCACUUGUACUUCCCGCUAUACAGAAAAUGAUGACAUGACAGCGAUUCUCCCAUGGUGCCCUUCAAAUAAUAACAAAGUGACUUGUCCUAUGCGAUACUGUCACAUACUUAUGGAGGGAUGUAGACUGCUGACUACAGAGCUUUGUUUGUACCAGGUGUGUUCAUCCGCGUGCUCUGCCCAGCAGGCCUAAACUUCAUUUAAAUAAGGUCUUUUAUGCACAGCGCCCCCUGGUGGGUGAACAGUAGAAGAUAGUUUAACUUUCCAUGGCACAAGUUACACUGAAAUCCCACCCAGGCUGGCUGGCUGGGGUGCGGGGCAGGGGAGGAGCUGUUCUGAGAGGGGAACUUGCUGCCUCCUAUCAUGUCGCAUCAGGUGUAGGGCAGUUCUCCAAGCCUCUCACCAGACCCACUCCUCAUGUUUAGGGGCGGCGGGGGGAGAGGCUCAGAGUCGGUCUCUGGGGAGCGAGGUUUGGGCUGAGCGUUUCAGGGGGGCAUUUUCCCUCCCCCAGCUUCCGAGCCCUGGGCCAGGACCAGCAGCUCGCUCCGGGCAGGCGGGCCAGCCCUCCGCGGGCUCUUUAAAAGAAGCGGAACGGUCCCGCGGCACCUGUGUUGUAGCGGGGGCAGAUUUCAUUGCCGCACGGCGGGUCCUUCGCGCGGUGCGUCCGCCGGCUGCCGAGUCCCUCCCGGCUCAGGUCUCUGCCGCGCUCGCCAUGGACGCGUUAGCGGCAGAGCUGGGGGCUCUGACCCCGGAGCAGGCAGCGGCUCCCGUGAACACGGUGGAGGAAAAAUGGAGACUUCUUCCAGCUUUUCUAAAGGUGAAAGGACUUGUGAAGCAGCACAUAGACUCAUUCAACUAUUUCAUCAAUGUAGAGAUAAAGAAAAUCAUGAAAGCCAAUGAAAAAGUCACAAGUGAUGCUGACCCAAUGUGGUAUUUAAAAUACCUCAAUAUUUAUGUGGGAGUUCCAGAUGUUGAAGAAAGCUUUAAUGUAACAAGACCUGUGUCUCCUCAUGAGUGUCGCUUGAGAGAUAUGACGUACUCUGCCCCAAUUACAGUGGACAUUGAGUACACUAGAGGUAGCCAGAGGAUUAUUCGCAAUGCAUUACCCAUUGGCAGAAUGCCUAUAAUGCUGCGCAGCUCCAACUGUGUUCUUACUGGGAAAACUCCAGCAGAGUUUGCCAAACUUAAUGAAUGCCCUUUAGAUCCAGGUGGCUACUUCAUUGUCAAAGGUGUAGAGAAAGUAAUUCUUAUUCAAGAGCAGUUAUCCAAAAACAGGAUCAUUGUGGAAGCUGAUAGAAAAGGGACAGUUGGUGCUUCUGUUACCAGUUCCACUCAUGAGAAGAAGAGCAGAACAAAUAUGAUUGUCAAACAAGGAAGAUUUUACCUGAGGCAUAACACACUGUCAGAAGAUAUUCCCAUUGCUAUUAUAUUUAAGGCCAUGGGUGUUGAGAGUGACCAAGAGAUUGUGCAGAUGAUUGGUACAGAAGAGCAUGUGAUGGCUGCAUUUGGUCCCAGUUUGGAAGAAUGCCAAAAAGCUCAGAUUUUUACACAGAUGCAGGCAUUAAAGUACAUAGGAAACAAGGUACGAAGGCAGAGGAUGUGGGGAGGCCCAAAGAAAACGAAGAUGGAGGAAGCGCGAGAGCUGCUAGCAUCAACCAUCCUGACACACGUUCCUGUAAAAGAAUUUCAUUUCCGUGCCAAAUGUAUCUACACAGCAGUGAUGGUCCGCAGGGUAAUUCUGGCCCAAGGAGAAAACAAAGUAGAUGACAGAGACUAUUAUGGAAACAAGCGAUUGGAAUUGGCUGGGCAGCUUCUUUCCCUUCUCUUUGAAGAUUUGUUCAAAAAAUUUAACUCUGAAAUGAAAAAGAUUGCUGAUCAGGUAAUUCCAAAGCAGAGAGCAGCCCAGUUUGAUGUAGUGAAGCAUAUGCGUCAAGAUCAGAUCACCAAUGGCAUGGUAAAUGCCAUCUCUACUGGAAAUUGGUCACUGAAAAGAUUCAAAAUGGACCGCCAAGGUGUGACACAGGUGUUGUCCCGCUUGUCUUAUAUAUCUGCUCUGGGAAUGAUGACAAGAAUCUCUUCUCAGUUUGAAAAGACAAGAAAAGUGAGUGGCCCCCGAUCUCUUCAGCCAUCUCAGUGGGGUAUGCUUUGCCCAUCAGACACUCCUGAAGGAGAGGCUUGUGGUUUGGUUAAAAACCUAGCUCUGAUGACUCACAUUACUACGGAUAUGGAAGAUGGCCCGAUUAUUAAAUUAGCCAGUAACCUUGGAGUAGAAGAUGUAAACUUACUAUGUGGAGAAGAACUUUCAUAUCCAAAUGUGUUCCUUGUCUUCCUUAAUGGUAACAUCCUUGGUGUCAUUCGAGACCAUCCGAAACUAGUUCACACGUUUCGGCUAAUGCGGCGAGCAGGUUAUAUCAAUGAAUUUGUUUCAAUCUCCACGAAUCUUGCCGACAGAUGUGUCUACAUUUCCUCUGAUGGAGGAAGAUUGUGCAGACCCUAUAUAAUUGUAAAGAAGCAAAAACCUGCAGUUACAGACAAGCAUAUGGAAGAACUUGCUCAGGGAUACAGGAAUUUUGAAGAUUUUUUGCAUGAAGGCCUAGUUGAAUAUUUGGACGUGAAUGAGGAAAAUGACUGCAACAUUGCACUGUAUGAACAUACAAUUACUAAAGAUACAACACACUUGGAGAUUGAACCUUUCACACUUCUUGGCGUCUGUGCUGGGCUUAUUCCAUAUCCUCACCAUAACCAGUCCCCAAGAAACACAUACCAGUGUGCUAUGGGGAAGCAAGCAAUGGGUACCAUUGGAUACAAUCAACGGAACAGAAUUGAUACUCUUAUGUAUCUAUUAGCAUAUCCACAAAAGCCAAUGGUUAAAACAAAAACCAUUGAACUGAUAGAGUUUGAGAAACUGCCAGCUGGACAGAAUGCCACAGUUGCUGUGAUGAGCUACAGUGGUUAUGAUAUUGAAGAUGCUCUUGUCUUAAACAAGGCCUCCUUGGACAGAGGAUUUGGAAGGUGUCUUGUGUAUAAGAAUGCCAAGUGUACACUGAAGCGCUACACAAAUCAGACAUUCGACAAAGUGAUGGGUCCAAUGUUGGAUGCAGCUACACGUAAACCAAUUUGGCGUCAUGAAAUUUUAGAUGCUGAUGGCAUAUGCUCUCCAGGUGAAAAGGUAGAAAACAAACAAGUGCUUGUGAACAAGUCCAUGCCAACUGUGACCCAGACUCCUCUGGAAGGAAGUAAUGUUCCUCAACAGCCACAGUAUAAAGAUGUACCAGUAACAUACAAAGGAGCAACUGAUUCAUAUAUUGAGAAAGUAAUGAUCUCUUCAAAUGCAGAGGAUGCUUUUUUGAUCAAAAUGUUGUUGAGACAAACUAGACGUCCAGAAAUUGGAGAUAAAUUUAGCAGUCGUCAUGGACAAAAAGGCGAGUCUACAGGCAGAGAAGAUGAUGGGAGAGGCACCACGAGGAGAGGGUGCACGGCUGGCAGACCUAAUCCCUGUGACAGCCAGCGGAAGGCACUGCUAUGCUAGUUACCUACCUCACAAAUUAGCGUACGCCCAACUUUUUACAAGACAACAGGCAGGCUUUGCCAAGAUCCUCCAAAAAGCAGACCAUCUUCCAAAUCACAUGCAGCAAGUGAAUUAACUUUUUGUUUUCUUUAUAUUAACAGUUUUUCUUGAUUCAGUGAGAAGGACAUUGUUUAAAGCUCUGUAUUGUUAAACUCUCCUCUGAAGUCUUCUCACCUCUUGAAGUGUAGGUGGAGUUAAACUGAGGCAACUCAUGUGUAAUCAUAGCUUUUAAACAUCUAAAUAAGCAGAAUGAGAUCAGGAAAGCCACAUUUUCAAGUGACUUCACAUAUUUUCUAUAUUCUUGUGGAGUGAGAUCUGUAGUUUAAAUGCAAGAAAACAAAGGCUUAAGAAAAUUGGACUGUAGCUAGGAAAAAGUGGAGUAAAAUUUCUCCAAUCCUCUCCCAAAAGGUAUGCUCCAAGAAGAGGCUACUAGGCAAGCUUAAUGGAAGGCUUUCUGGGUCUCUCUCAUAAUUUAGAUAUAUGCUACCAGGUUUUGCCUUGCUGCCUUUUUCAUGUCCUUCCCCCACACUCAUUUCAAUGCCCAUUUGGCUUGGGAUACCACUACCUACUCAGUCUGCUCAUGUCCUUUCAUCCUUCAGGUCCUUCCCUUAAGCAUUCUUCUCCUAAACUGCCUGUAAAUCCCAGCCCUCCCUUCAAGACACAUCAACAAAAUAGAAGCGAGGAGGAAAGAGAAAUUAAACAAAAUGGGAAAUUAACGUAGCACCAGUCAAUCACUAGCUGUCUCCCACUUUCUAGCCUUAAUCUGUAUGUUGUUUGGGACAGUGACCCUUGUCUUGGUUGCCUGCCAAGUACUUGGCACACUUCUAAUGCUAAUAAACAAAUAUAUACCCAUCAGAGAGAGUUUACUGUCCAACUGAUAGGAGACCAUGUGGUUUAACUGAAGGAUUGUUUGUGUAUUUCCAAGAAGGGUAAGAAAACUUCCUACUUUGCUCUUUUUAUGUUAAAUUCUUCAAGCGAAAUCAUCUCUAGAUGCAAAGAAGGUUGAGAGAGCACUCAACUAAACAAGCUUCAUCUGCGUUCCAUACAAAAUUAAAUUAUUAUAUUUCCAGAUUUCUCCUUGCUUCUUUACAAGCCACAAUGAGGAAAAAAGUUAGACUCCUUUGAUGUGAAAAAAGCAAUAUAUCACUUCUCUGAAAGAACAAUUCUCAGUCUCUCAUGUGAAAAAGGAUUAACACCUCCAACAAAGGUCCUCUAGAUCACAGAACUAAGCAGCAAUACUGAACAGUAUUCCUGAGGAGUGGAAAAACUGUAUUUAAGCAAGAGAUUGUUUGAACUGGCAAACAGAAGCUUUUUAAUAGCUGAAGAUCUAAGAUAAAGGAUUAAACCAUUCUGAAGUAUCUACACUUAAACUACUCUAAAGACAAGGAAGCGAGUUUAAAUUCAUGAAAGACCAUCUUUGUUUUCCUAAAUGAACAGUGUUCUUUAGUAUCAAAAUAGAAUCUAUUCACUGCAUUGUAAACUAUAUAAACUUUAUUGCAAUACCAUAAAUCUAUUAGUGUGGUCUUGUUUAGGGUUUACUUUAUUGAAUUCUGAUUUGAUUUGAGCAGCUGCUGUGGACACAAUAUUUUGUCCACAUGUAAACUGAUCAUUAUUAAGAUAUUUUAACGUGGACAAAAUAAAGAAAUAUGCUGCUUAUCUAUUCUGUUAAAGAAUACUUGUUCAGUAUGUAUAAGAGGACCAUGUGAAAUAAAAUAUUAUAGCUUUAAGUGGCAAUUUGUAGCAUUUUCCCAUACAUAACUCUUAACUUGAUACUUCAUUGUUUCAUAACAGUAGGCAUUAUAUCUAAUAAACAUGUAUGUUGGUCUAAUACAUAUUAAAUGUUUGGAGCAGUAUUAAGCAGAAUUUUAUUUUAAAAACAAGCUUGAUAUCUACUGAUAUGUAAUUGAGAUGACAGCUCCAGAGAUUUGAGAUGGAUAUCAUUUGCUUGGGAUUAGAAUAGGAGGCCUAUUUUUUUUUUUUUUUUUGCCAUUUUCAUAUUUAGAAGUUAAGUGUAAGAAAAUGAAAUACCAUAGAACUUCUGUUAGAGCUCCUGAUUGUUUAACCAAACCUAUGCUUAACUUGCUGUCUAGAGAACUAAAUUACAGCAUUUUUUAUCUCAAAUAGCAAACAGGUAACCUUCUGACCUUUUCAGUAAAUCCCCAACUGAACCUUUGAAAGUAGGCUAGUUUUGCAUUUUAUGGCACAAAAUAAAAAUCUUAUUCUGUUAUAGAGUAUUCUGAACACACAUUUUAUUAAGCUCUUGACUCAUUCAACCAUGUGUAUUUUGUAAAGUUCCUAUGGUUAUUGUUUUACAAUAGCUGCUUCCAGAAGCAUUGUAAGGGUUUCAAUUAAUCAGCUCUUUGUGUGCUUCAGACUAUGCAAAUUUAUCACAUCAAGCCAUUCAGCAGCUCAUGGGAAAGCCAUGUACAAACUGUAUUGUCUUCUAGCGCCUCCUCUCAUUUAGAGUGAUGUUUUUAAUAAGCGAGCUAAUCAAGUUUACUUAUGCAUUAUUUAUCUGUUAAUUUUAAUUCUAUUCUUCUUUCUAUCCUAUGUCAACUGGGAUGUAGCAAGUGAUAUGAUAGAUCUGUAAAUGAUUCAGGUGUUGAAGAAAGCUAAUAUGAUUUAGCACUCUUCCCCCCCCACCCCGAAGUUGUGUAUAUAGUUGUGUAAUAAACAUGAUGGCUAAUUAGAGAAAUUUGAAGCAAACGUGCCUGGUACCAUAUAUCGAUUUGCAGAUUGGUCUAUAAAUCUGUUCUCCCCCAAAAUACUUUGUAACUAUAAAACAGCAAUUGUAUUUGAAAAGAGCCUUCUUAUUGGAAGUUUAGCCCAUCCCUUUAAUUCCAUUGUAUACUCUGUCAUUGGACACAUCUAGCACUGAAAAGUCCAGAGUGCACCUAUUAAGGAAUUAAGGAUAUUUUUCUAACCAUAUAAGAGUAAAGGAGCUAAACAAGUUCAUCCAGUAGUGGGCUUCUUCUCACCUCUCCAGCAGAAAUUAGUAGUAGUUCUGCUGGCACUUCUAGUCACUUAAGUUAGUCCUCUUUGCUCUCCAAUGUGCUGCCUGUUGACAGUAAUUAGGCUUUUACAUAUUAGGUUGUUUUGAAUUAAUUUUUUUAUUUGUGUGUGUGUGUGUGUGUGUGUGUGUGUGUGUGUGUUUUAUUUAUGGAAAGUAUCCAUAUGGUGGCUUGUUAAAGAGACUUACCCCUACUGCUGGAUAUUUUUAAUUGCUAAACAGUGUGUUUUAGAGUCAGGGCUGGCUCCAGGCACCAGCGCAGGAAGCAGAUGCUUGAGGCGGCCAAUGGAAAGGGGCGGCACAUCCAGGGUCUCCAGUGGCGGGUCCCUCAGUCCCUCUUGGAGGGAAGGACUGGCCACCGAAUUGCUGUCGAAGAAUGAAGCCGCGCAGUAGAGCUGCCACCGAUUGUGGCUUUUUUUUUCUUCGCCUCUUGGGGCGGCAAAAAAGCUGGCGCCACCCCUGUUUAGAGUGGUAUUCACAUCUGCUAACAAGCAAGGACAGCAACACAUAAGGGUAACAAAUUCUAGAGUUUUGAGUCUCUGUAGGUAGAAAAGUAAAAUCUCUCAAUAAAAAAGUGAAGAAAUCAAUGUAUCUUUAAGAUCUUGAUCUUGCAAAGAGAUCCACAUUGUGAGACCCAGUCCAUGAACAGAGUGAGAGUCCAUACAAAUUGACUUUAUGCCUACAUGCACCCCUUUGCAGGGUGGGGCCAAUAUGUAGUCAGGAAAUUAUCACACAUCUGAACACAGUAUGGCACCAGUUGAAGAACAGCUCCUAGUUAUUUUCUGUUCAGAAGAAAAGUUGCUUGAAAAGAUUUGAUUGCAAAGCAGGGGAGUACUUCUCAUUAAUUAAAUUUUUAAAAAUGCUGUUAGUUCAGUUUAUAAAAUCUAUAUUGAAAUAUUUGGAAUGACUGUUUCAGUAACAUCUUUUUUUUAAAAAAUUAAUUACAUUAUGUGUGAGUUUGACAACAAAUUCCUUGCAAAAGUUUGUUCCAGAAUUAAAGGUUUUUUUGGUUUUGUUUGGCUGGGUUUUUUUUUAAGUUGAGUGACAAGGCAGAGACCUAGAAAGCAUCUGGCAAUCUGCCUGCUUACAAAUAUGAGCCUAACAUAAGUCCACAUAUUUUUUAAAUAAAAAACAAGUUUCACUCCGUGUAGAGGAACACGUGCAGAAUCAUUUCCUGAACU
Messenger RNA from Gopherus evgoodei (Goodes thornscrub tortoise), 9850 nucleotides. It is a transcript of the gene POLR3B, whose product is annotated as RNA polymerase III subunit B. Gene Ontology annotation, molecular function: ribonucleoside binding; DNA binding; DNA-directed RNA polymerase activity. Gene Ontology annotation, cellular component: RNA polymerase III complex. NCBI's taxonomy places the organism in Eukaryota, Metazoa, Chordata, Testudines, Testudinidae. The transcript has 25 exons. Gene Ontology annotation, biological process: DNA-templated transcription. Bases 2804 to 5620 code for a protein of 938 amino acids. The record is from RefSeq and is a predicted model, not a curated record.